Messenger RNA from Pyrus x bretschneideri (Chinese white pear), 2222 nucleotides. Its product is annotated as protein NRT1/ PTR FAMILY 5.6. Gene Ontology annotation, molecular function: tripeptide transmembrane transporter activity; dipeptide transmembrane transporter activity. The transcript has 4 exons. The coding region runs from base 150 to 1943 and encodes 597 amino acids. The record is from RefSeq and is a predicted model, not a curated record. NCBI's taxonomy places the organism in Eukaryota, Viridiplantae, Streptophyta, Magnoliopsida, Rosales, Rosaceae. Gene Ontology annotation, biological process: transmembrane transport; dipeptide transport. Gene Ontology annotation, cellular component: membrane.
CAACAGAAACAGAGAAUGAGCCCAAAAGCACACUCCACUUAUAAACAAAGAAACUCUCUCUUCCUAUAAAAGCGGGGUACUCUCCAUAUUUCUAGUUUGUUUCAGUACUAUUUAGAUGUAUUUGUUUCAUUAACAAUACCAGGCAAAAGAUGGAGCAAGAAAUGGAAAAGAGAAAACGAGCUAGUAGUACUGCAUCAUCAGAAGCAAAUACUAUUAGGGAUGAAGAUAACUGGGUUCAUGAUUCAUCUGUAGAUCAUAAAGGAAGAGUUCCUCUACGCGCUUCAACCGGCGUUUGGAAAGCUUCUCUCUUCAUCAUGACUAUUGAAUUUAGUGAGAGGUUGAGUUACUUUGGAAUAGCCACAAAUCUCAUCACCUACCUUACUCAAUUGCUUCACCAAGACAUCAAAACAGCAGCCAAAAAUGUGAACUUCUGGGCAGGAGUGACAACUAUAAUGCCUUUAAUUGGAGGAUUUUUAGCAGAUGCCUACGCUGGCCGAUUCAGCAUGGUUCUGUUUUCAUCCCUCAUCUAUCUAAUGGGCCUAAGUAUCCUGACAAUGUCCCAGUUUAUCCCAAGUCUAAAACCCUGCAGUACAAAGAUGUGCCAACAGCCUCGAAAACUUCAUGAAGUGGUGCUUUUCAUUGCCUUGUACUUCAUCUCAGUUGGAACUGGAGGGCACAAGCCAUGUCUUCAAAGCUUUGGAGCAGAUCAAUUUGACGACGAUCACACAGAAGAACGAAAGAAAAAAAUGUCCUACUUCAAUUGGUGGAACUUUGCACUUUGUUGUGGAUUGUUUCUUGGUGUGACUGCAAUUGUCUAUGUUCAAGACUAUGUGAGUUGGGGUGUGGCUGAUCUUGUGCUAACAAUCACCAUGGCUUUUACAAUUGUGACCUUCUAUAUGGGGAAGGCUCUUUAUAGGUAUAGAAUCCCAGAAGGAAGCCCUUUGGUCCCCAUGUUACAGGUUUUGGUUGCAGCUAUAAGAAAAAGAAAAUUACCCAAUCCUUCAAACCCCGCUUUGCUAUUUGAAGUUCCCGAGUCCCAUAAGCAAUCCCAAGGAAGGCUUCUACUUCAUACAAAUAGGCUUAGGUUUCUAGACAAGGCAGCAAUCAUCGAAGAGAACGAGAAUACAUCUUGGGACCAGAAACACAAUCCUUGGAGAUUGACAACACUGACAAGGGUGGAAGAGGUGAAGCUUAUUUUAAACAUGAUCCCCAUAUGGCUAACCUCUUUAACAUUUGGACUAUGUGUAGCACAAGCCUCAACAUUCUUUGUCAAACAAGCUGCAAUAAUGGACCUGCAUAUCACUGACAACUUCAAAAUCCCACCAGCCUCAAUCUAUUCUCUUGGGGCCAUUGCAAUGCUUAUCUCCGUCACAGUCUAUGACAAGAUUCUUGUUCCGAUUCUAAGGAAAGCGACCGGCAACGAAAGGGGGAUUAACAUUCUCACAAGGAUUGGAAUUGGCAUGAUUUUUUCAGUUGUAGCAAUGUCAGCUGCAGCAUUAGUUGAAACAAAAAGACUAAAAGCUGAUCGGCCGCAAUCUAUGAGUGUGUUCUGGUUGGCUCCCCAGUACAUAAUUCUAGGGUUUGGAGAUGGAUUCACUCUGGUAGGGUUACAAGAGUAUUUCUACGACCAAGUUCCUGACUCAAUGAGAAGCUUGGGGAUUGCUUUUUAUCUGAGUGUGAUUGCGGUUGGGAGCUUCAUAAGCAGCUUUCUGAUUAUUGUUGUGGAUCAUGUCACAGGAAAGGGUGGGAAUAGCUGGUUUGGGAAGGACUUGAACUCAAGCCGUUUGGAUAAUUUCUACUGGCUUUUGGCAGCCAUGAAUGGUUUGAAUUUGUGUGUUUACGGGUUGUUGGCUAGGGGUUAUACUUACAAAAAUGUGGAGAGAAGGGUGGUUGUGGCUGACGAUACUUCUCUCAGUAAUGGAAUUGAUCAAUCUAUGGCUUAACUGUCAUGUAUCUAAGAAAAUUGAGCAGUGAUUGCUCAGUGUUUCACUAUACGCAAUGCAUGUAGAAGAAAAAUGUGGACACGAUGGAAAUCGGAUAAAGAGUCGAAGAAUUUUAUUAUAUCUUCAUAUUUUAACUCAGUUUGUUACUACUAUUUAGUCGUAACUACCAUGUCAAAUUGUAAAUGUUGUUUGUUGUAUUGUAAGAAAAGCUGCUUAUGAUUAUGAAUCUAAGCCACAAUAACUAUUUAUGGGCAAUAUAUUAUUUUCUGGCUUAAUUAA